Bombina bombina (fire-bellied toad) is the source of this 7689-nucleotide messenger RNA. It is a transcript of the gene FOXP1, whose product is annotated as forkhead box P1. The coding region runs from base 689 to 2449 and encodes 586 amino acids. Gene Ontology annotation, molecular function: DNA-binding transcription repressor activity, RNA polymerase II-specific; RNA polymerase II cis-regulatory region sequence-specific DNA binding. The transcript has 16 exons. Gene Ontology annotation, cellular component: nucleus. The record is from RefSeq and is a predicted model, not a curated record. Lineage: Eukaryota; Metazoa; Chordata; Amphibia; Anura; Bombinatoridae. Gene Ontology annotation, biological process: regulation of transcription by RNA polymerase II.
AACUUUCAAAUUACCUGCAGAUUCCAAUCUGUAUUUUUUUUAAAGAAAAGAAGAGAAUGACUUAAAGGAAUGUUUGUGGUUUCUUUGUCAUUUAGUGGAAGCAGACUUUGCUACUGUUAGAGGCAUGAGCUGCUGUUGUUGCUUGCAAAGGGCAAUGUUCCAGUGAGUUUCUCUGUAGUGUGUUUCAGCUGCACAGCACUUCCUGUUUAUUCAAAAAUCUUUUUUACAAUUCUGCAAACCCCCCUCUCCAGUCACACAGCCAGAACAACACAAGCUCUGCAAGGAGACCAGAUCUAAAGCAAGGAGACCAGAUCUAAAGCAAAAAGGGACCUGCUGCAAAAGCCCAAACUCUUUAAAAAACAACAACACACUUUUUGUUUUCAGUAACUUUUUUUUUUUUUUUUUACUUCUUCCUAACUGGGAUCCAACUUUUAUUAUUUAUUAAACAAUUCUUGGUUGCGCACGAACCUUCCGCGUGGUGCGAUUUGAAAUUCAAAGCACAGAGGUUCCUCCAGUUGGCUCCGCUUUGGUUCCUGCGGGGUCUUUACGCACGGAAUUCUUACUUUAUUUCGGAUAGGCCCUGCAGGUUGCUAGGCAGCUAUUGUUACACCAGCAACAAGUUAGUGGCAUUAAAGCUCACAAGCGGCAUGAAAAGCAGACGUCUCUCCAGGUUCCAGUUUCAGUGGCUAUGAUGACACCCCAGGUUAUAACACCCCAGCAAAUGCAACAGAUUCUUCAGCAGCAAGUGCUUACACCACAGCAGCUACAAGUCCUGCUUCAACAACAGCAGGCACUCAUGCUUCAACAGCAGCAGCUUCAAGAGUUCUAUAAGAAACAACAGGAGCAGUUACAGCUACAACUUUUACAGCACCAACAUGCAGGAAAACAGCAGAAAGAGCAACAGCAAGUCACCAGUCAGCAGAUGGCGUUCCAGCAGCAACUUAUACAGAUGCAGCAACUGCAGCAACAGCACCUGUUAACCUUACAACGCCAAGGUCUACUAUCUAUUCAGCCAGGCCAACCUGCCCUUCCCCUGCAGUCUCUUGCCCAAGGCAUGAUUCCAGCAGAGCUGCAGCAGCUUUGGAAAGAAGUAACGAGCUCUCAUACGGCAGAAGACGCCACAUGCAACAACCACAGCACUUUGGACCUCUCUACAACAUGUGUCUCAUCGUCAGCCGCGCCAAAGCCCUCUUUGCUCAUAAACCCACAAGCGUCCACAAAUGGACAGGCGUCAGUGCUCACUCCUAAACGAGAGAGCAUCUCCCACGAUGACUACAUGCAAAACCACCCCUUAUAUGGACACGGGGUAUGCAAGUGGCCAGGCUGUGAAGCUGUAUGCGAUGAUUUUCCAUCUUUCCUCAAACAUCUCAACAACGAGCAUGCGUUGGAUGACAGGAGUACAGCCCAGUGUCGAGUUCAGAUGCAAGUAGUGCAGCAAUUAGAGCUACAGCUUUCAAAAGACAAAGAACGGCUCCAAGCCAUGAUGACGCAUUUGCAUGUGAAAUCAACGGAACCAAAAUCAAGUCCCCAACCUCUUAACCUUGUAUCUAGUGCUACCCUCUCAAAGACGGCGUCAGAAGCAUCCCCACAAAGCUUACCUCAUACUCCUACUACCCCAACCACGCCACUCACUCCUAUAACCCAGGGACCUUCCGUCAUCACUACCACCAGCAUUCACAAUGUGGGUCCAAUAAGGAGACGGUACUCUGAUAAAUAUAAUGUACCUAUCUCUUCAGUUGACUUUUUUAUUACAGAUAUUGCACAGAACCAGGAGUUCUACAAAAAUGCAGAAGUUAGGCCACCCUUUACAUACGCAUCUUUAAUUAGGCAGGCAAUUCUUGAAUCUCCGGAAAAGCAACUAACACUAAAUGAAAUUUACAACUGGUUCACGCGAAUGUUUGCAUACUUCCGACGCAAUGCAGCAACGUGGAAGAAUGCAGUGCGCCAUAAUCUUAGUCUUCACAAGUGUUUUGUGCGAGUAGAAAACGUAAAAGGGGCAGUAUGGACAGUGGAUGAAAUAGAAUUCCAAAAAAGGAGACCACAAAAGAUAAGUGGUAGCCCGUCACUAAUUAAAAAUAUUCAGACCAGUCACGCCUACUGCACACCUCUUAAUGCUGCGUUACAGGCAUCAAUGGCUGAGAACAGUAUACCUCUAUACACUACUGCUUCGAUGGGCAAUCCUGUUCUGAGCAGCUUAGCCAACGCAAUGAGGGAGGAGCUUAAUGGCGUGAUGGAGACGAACAGUAACGAAAGUGACAGCAGCCCUGGUCGUUCCCCUAUGCAACCAUUAUCUUUGUAUUCUUUAAUUAGACAUCACGUUCAUGUUAAAGAAGAGCCACUGGACCCAGAUGAUAACGACGGCCCUUUAUCACUAGUCACAGCCAACCACAGUCCAGAUUUUGACCAUGACCGAGAUUAUGAAGAUGAUCCUGGAAAUGACAUGGAAUAAAAACAAAACAAAACGUGUCUCAUAUCAUUAUCCUGAGAAUGAAGACAGUCUGAUAUGCUGGGAUCGUCCUUCGUUAAUGUACAGUCUACAUGGAUCCCAGAAUAUGUUGACAACUGUUAACUCUUAGUGCCAUCAAGUAACCCAUUUGGGAGUAUUUUCGAUUUUUCUACUUUUUUGUUGGAAAAAAAAAAACAAACAAGAAAAAAAAAAAAAAAAAAAAAAAAAAGGAAUUUGUACUCUGUGCAUUAAAUGGACUUGUUUGGUACUCGGAUUUUCCUCUCUUACAGUCAACAUCAGUGUUGUAUAUUUGCUAAACAGAUUUCACUUCUUCAUGCAAAACAGAACUUUAGACAGCAGUUUUUUCUGAAAUGAACACUUUGGACAAUAUAAGCAUGUGGCGUCGAAACUGCAGGUCACCCCAUCGCCUAGAUUUUAAGGAUUCAAAUGGACAACGUAUUUGCACAGUACUGCAUGUUAUAUUGAUUAUCACUGCCUUCAAAUCAAUUCUUUUGCUUCCAUUUUGGGAUGGGGGAUGACCUUUUUAUAUACAUAUAAAUAUAUGUAUGGAACAGAUAGGAGGCAGAGUAAUUAUCCCAAUAUUCUUAAUGUAUUGCUUUGUUUUAUUUCUUGUACCACAGUUUCAGUUCUGACCUCAGGCCUAUGCUACAGGCCCAAUGCCUCUUUUGAGGCUAGUAAGUUUUCUGUACCUUGUGAUGAAUGUUAACUGUUUUUAUUAUUGGAGCCGAAUGUCAUUCACUUGUUUGUACUUCUGUCAUUCAUUCCAGAUUCUUUAAUUUGACCACCCUAUAUGUUUAGAUGAAAACACAAUCAUUCCAUUCAUUUUUAUUUAUAUAUAUUAUAUAUAUUUUUUUUAUGUUUUUCUUUACAAAACUACCCUUUAUAAUGACUUGGACGUCUGUCAAACCAUGUCAUAGCAUAUGAAUAAGAAUGAAUGACAACCAUAGGAAAAUUAUAUAAUGUGAAGACAGUUCAUUCUGGUGUUUCAACUCUGGCAGUUACAAAAUAGGAGGAAAAUUGCCAUUUAUGAUUACACCACCAGCACAAUGGCAUUUUGCAAUGCGCAGUUUCCACUUCUGCAUUAAAACGUUGUGGUUUUCAAAAGCUGCAAGGUCUACUUUCACCAAAUUAUAUUUCUGCGCUGUCUCGCCGCUAUCAUCUUUUAAAUUUGCGGCAAAUUUGUUGGCGUUAGCCUUGUUACUGCCAAUAGGAUAGCCUGUAUUUUUCAGUGCAAAUUAAUACAAUUGUCUAAAAGUUGAUCAUCAAACUGGUAACAUUUACAUGUGGAAUGGUAUGGAUGUAAUGUUUGUGUAUAUAAAUCUAUAUAUGCUGCAUAAAUAGGAGGUAAGAUGCUGUGUAAAACCCAAUCUGAUAUAGCUUACAAUGAAAGUAAACAAUGCAUGGUCUCUCUGAGUUAACAUUUUCCUUUGUAGUCCCAACUUAUAAAGGUUUUUGAGAGCAGUCCUGCACAAGCCAUUUAUACCAAGACCAUUAAAAUAUAUACAGAUCAAACACUUACCCAGUACAAUACAAUACGUUUUUGUUUUGGCAAAACUGUACAGUAACUUAAUACUGUGGGGACUUUUAAAAAAGAAACAAAAUUGAUAUUUUCUUUUGUAAUUGAUUUUUUUUUCAACUUUAAAUAAGAAAAACAAUCACGUUGUAUAAUAUAUUCGGUAGAACCCAAACUGUCCCAAUGCAAUAGAACAUUUUAGCAUUUUAAGCCUCAGUUUGUAAACUUGAUAAAAACUUUACAUUUUGAGACAAGGGUUUUAGUAGCUUUGAUGUUUUGACUUUGUUACGACUGCAAUAUAAGUUGCUUUAGGACUGCACUUUUAAAGCAUGGCAAUUUUUAUUAUUGUCCUUAUUUAUGAAAUGCCAGCUUAAUCUGUAAGAUAUAUAUUUUUUUGUUUUACUAUAUAAGCACUGCAAACAACUGUCAUUAAAUUUGCAAACACAUGAACCUCCAACCAUUUUCUCAUUUAUCUACUUAACGUAGAAAAUUAUUUUUUUCUUUGAAAAUUACAAUUCAAUUAGAAUCUUAACCCCUGGAAAAUCCUGCAUUUUUUUUUGGCAGUUUAAAUAAUAUUCACAAAAAUUGUGGGUAUUUUAUUCCUAUUUUCUAUUUCCUUUAAAAUUACCAAAGAUUUAACAUAAAGGUAAAUUAUGUUCUUUGUUAUAUGCUUUAUAUUACAAGGCCAAAUAUCCUCUUAUUGUUGAACAAAGGGGGCACACAAACUUAGAUGGAAAGUGCUAAUGACAUUGAAGAUCAAAACUUGUUAUUAGGACCUUUUCCCAGUUAUAGAUGAACAUAGACCAUAGACCUCAAAACCAAAGUUUAUUUUAGUUGUAAGGGUCUUUUUUUUUUUCUCUCCAGAGAGAUUAAGCCACAAAGACAAAUAUAAUGAAUAUUAUAAAUAUAAUUUGAAUUGUGUAGGAAUUCCAGUUUCUCUGGAAAUAAAUGUAAGAAGUACUAUUUUUUUCUGGUGGAGAACGUAAAAAUAAUUAAAGAGAGGUUUUCCAAGAUUUAAAAAAAUAAAUAAAAAAAAAUAGAGGCAUUUAUCUGUUAAACAGACAACCUUUUUUUUUAAAAAAAAAUAAUAAUUAAUUUAAGCUUAAUUAAUCAGUCUUGUCGGAAUUAUUUUAAAAAUGAUGUAUUAGAUAAGUCACAUUAGAAAAUAUUACAAAUCUAAAGGUUUAAACAUGUUGCCAUUUUUAAGAUAUUUAGAUAAAAAAUAUCAUGAGUUCUCUGCUAUACUUACUCUGACCUUUUCAUGGAAGUACAGUAGUUUCUAAAAAUGGAUCAUGUAACUUUGAAUACCCCCUUGAAAAUAGAAUAAUAUCAUUGAGGUUUUUUUUGUGAGGUUUCUAAUUAAUUUAACCUUUUAAUAUAAAUAAAAAGUUAUCUUUGCAAAUAAAUCAUCUGUAUGCCAAUUCAGCAAAACCCAAACUUUUUUUUUUAUUAUUAUUUGUCAAAUUUAAGACAUUUUAAUAAAGAAAAAAACCCAAUAAAAUAGCUAACAAAACACUGCACAGUCAUUUUGGUAUUAUGAGCAGAGAAGAAACAUACAUUAUUCAAAAAAAGAAACAUACAACCUCUCUCUAGUAGGUACUUUUAGUCCAGUUUUCUAUUAUAAAGGUAAUCACUGGUCAUUUCUUCAACUUUUUUUAAAAAAAAUUAAUAUUUUAGUGCAGGCAGAUUUGAAUUUUUCAGACUUAAAUCAGCAACAAGCAGUUUUUUUUUCUGGCUAGUUCAUAAUUUAAAUGGGGGAUGCAAAAUUGAAAAAUCUGUUCAUUAUUAGCAUGUUUAGCUAGACAUGAAUAAAUACAGAUGCAUGAGUAACCAUUAGUGAGCAAACCUCAGCUCAUCCCUUUAAUAAAUACUUAUGAACGCAGAUACAUUUCACUAAGUUGCACUUAAUUGUAUGUCUUGCAUGCUUCGUCUUAAAAUUGUAGCCAUCUUUUUUUAAAUAUUGAAAAAAGUAAAAGAAUUAAUUUCUUUAAGUAUCAUGCAAGUGUCUAACCCUUGUAAAAGAACAAAAUAACUAACAAAUCUCAGGAUUUUAGCAUCCAAUUUUUGAGAUUUAUAUAUAUAUAUAUAUAUAUAUAUAUAUAUAUAUAUAUAUAUAUAUAUAUAUAUAUAUAUAUAUAAAAUAAACAUUUUUUUUAAUUCAAAUUCCAUUAACUGUUGCCCGUAAUUUGUAACAUUGAUAUUGUAUAUAAUUUUCCAAUAUGUCUGUAAGCAUUUUGGGGGGCUGGGAAAUAUUUUUAUUUUUUAUUACCCUUUGUACUUUAUUUUAAUUUUUUUUUUUUAAUAAUAUUCCUUGCAAGGAAUAAAUGCAUACUUGUUUGUUAAACCCGAUUUGCUUUAUUGUGCAACUGCUUUAUACUCGCUUUGGAAAAAACUACUGUAUGUACCAGAAUUGCAGAAUAUGCUGCAUAUGUAUUUUAUUUGUCAUCUUUGCUUUAAAAUAUAGGAUGACCUUUGCUGACAAUGUGGGAGGAAAUCCCUGACCAUUUUGCUUCAAAUUGUAACAUAGUUGACCGAUUAUUAUUUUUUUUUCUAUCAUUGAUUGAAGCAUUUUGUACAGUUUUUGUGUUUUUUGCUGGUUUUUGAUACUUUUCAGCCCUUUUACGUUAUUUUACCACUGCCUUUUCUGGCUGUCUUAAAAAAAAAGGUUCAUACAUUUAAAGACAAAAAAAUGGUUUUAAAAGUGUUUUCUCCUGCAGUAAGUAUUUUGCAUGACGAAAUCUGGGAUUACACUUUCAAAGUUUAUCAGUAAAGUCUUGAUUAAAGUACGAGGAGUGUAAAACUAGUAAACUUUUGUAUAAACUACUUUACAAGGUGCCAAGAUGUAAAGAUAAAUUUGUUACAUGUUUUUUUUUUUUUCUCAAAGAAAAGCGUACAUUAUCAGAGUAGAACCAUGUAUCAGGUAAAUCGCUGUCAGGAAUGAGUAAAUGCCUUCUCUUUUUUUGUACAAUGUAAAAAUUGUACUAAACUUUGGAAUUCUGCAUUUUACUAGCAGUAAGAGGAAGCAUCAAGGCUUAUGUUGCACUAAAUUAUGGGGGGGGGGGGAGAAUAUUGUACAACUGUGCCGUAAAUCUGGUAACCACAGAUAUAUAUAUACACACACACACACACAUAUAUAUAUAUAUAUAUAUAUAUAUAUAUAUAUAUAUAUAUAUAUAUAUAUAUGUAUAUAUAUAUGUGUAUAUAUAUAUAUAAAUCAUUUUUUAUUUUCUAUUUGUCAUUUGUAGAAAAAAAAACUCAUUGGCCAAAAGUUUAAUCAAACGGUUUACAAUUUCUUCAUCAUUUUAAUUGUUUAAUAUUCCUGGCUCACUCCCCCCACCCCAUUGUACCAGUCUGUUUUUAUAAUUUUUGCUUAGUGGAAUGGCAUUAAGCAGUUGUUUUAUGGUUUGACAAACCAGAUUUUCAAGGCUUGCAAUAUUAUCCCGACCUAAGUACACAAACUUGCAUUAGCCCAUAAGCCUUGAUGACAAUGGUACAAUCCCGACUGUUAGUAUGAUGCUUCAUGUGUAUGUGCUGUCAGUAACGAGAUAGUUUGUUUUGAAAAGGCAUAAAAAGGAACUCAUUCCUCACAUCAAGUUUAAUUCCAUCAUUCCAUGUCUGUUGAUACAGACAAUAAAAUGUUGUGUGGUCAGUAAUGAUUACUGACAUUAUAGCAUUCUCAAAUGCAAUAAAAUGCUGGUUGUUCACACUG